This is a messenger RNA of Amoebophrya sp. A120, 798 nucleotides long. The record is from the annotation of a GenBank genome assembly. Lineage: Eukaryota; Dinophyceae; Syndiniales; Amoebophryaceae.
AUGUCGACAGCCAACACCAAAUCUUUCCCUCUUCGCGAGGAUCUUGAAAGCCUUGGUAUUUUUGUGGCGAAGAUCCUCUCAGAACAUCCGAGUGAUCUCUUUGACCCGGCCAAGCACACCAUUCUACACGAUUCCAUCCAAGUACACGACCGGAGCGGAUGCGGUGGGAGCAAGACUUACAAGAUCAGUUUGGAGUUUACUGUUGACAAUAAACCCUCUGUGGCCAGCCCCAGCGAGGGUGUAGUAAUUGAAGAUGGAAAAAAUGCAGUAUCAACCACUGCUCGUCCUACCGCGAGCGAGGGUGGAGCAAGUUCAUCUGCUUCUUCUACCCUUGCAAAAGAAAGACAAACCCUGACUCUGGGAUUCUGCUCGCGCGACCCGGAACUGGACCCCGACUCGGAAGAGCGCACCAUCGCCGCCAUUCAAAUCAUGAGCGAGAAAAACCUCUUCCCAAAGCACGUUGCGAGCGGCGUAGAUUGGUUUCUUAACGAGUGGUUGCAGUUAGGAGAACGGCAAGAUGCUGACCAGGAGAAAGGAACAAACGAAACCGUCGAACCUCCAUUCUUCGCACUACAAACCAUCGCCGACAUGAAACUUCUGGGGCGCGAGGUCGCGCGGCUGCAUCAAUCCGUCCCUCCAACUUGGUACGAGCCGUUCCGCGAAAGGUUGAAGAAGCAAUUUCCGCCGUUGGGGCAGUCGUACAGGGAUAUUACAAAGGACGAGUUGUCUACUUCUUCCGUCUCAACAUCUCGAUCGGAUCGCGAUCCUAACGCCUCCCAUAUUUGGUGGUAUCUAUAG